UUAACGAGAAUAAUCAAUAAGCUGGUAAAAUAAAUGAGUUAAUCGUGUAAUAUUUAGUGAAAAUUUUGGAGUUUGUUAAGAAAUGAAUACAAGGAAUUCAAAUAUUUUUUUGUAAAAGUGAAUAAAGAUACUUCCUGAAGAAAUGGUGUUUAUGUUGAUAAAAUAAUUAACUAGCACGUGGAGCAUUUCAUGUUCAAAUAAACAACAACAACAACAACAAAACAACAACAAAAGCAAGGAAUCAAAAUACCAAUGUCAAACACUCUAUUGUACAAGGUAUAUACAGUUCUUUGUUUUUGCACAUGCGCAAAGAGUGCAUGUACACCAGAGUCUGUGAAAGAUGACCUUGACCGAUGUUUAAGGUACAAUCGAAUGUUAUCGUACUACAUGUUCCCAAUUGUCAACGCUACCGACUACAGGAAUCUUUGUUUUAACACUACGUGCCUAACGUACUGUAUGGAACUUGUAGCGGAACCAUGUAUGUCACAUGAUCACACUAUUCACAUUGGUAACGGUGACGCACUGACGGCCGCGUAUCUAGGACUGUGUGACCAGAUCGAGUCUGAGGUCACGGACGCUUUAACUUGUGGUAGUACGGUUUCGGACCAGGACGUCUGGACCGCAAUAAGAACGUUCCAGACUUCACUUGAAAAUUCCUAUGCGACCAGCACUGAGAAUACAACAGUGAUCUGCUCGGAAUGGUUGACCCUUAAAGCGACAUUAGGCAGUUUAAUAACUGGUGUGUGUUCAGGGACGUCUCUCACACAUUGGCAAAACUUUUUAAACACUGUUUCUCAUAAGUGUGACAACAGUCAGCCGGGUACAUGGUACACAUCCUAUAGACAAACAACAAACGACAGAUGUUCUGGCAGUGGACGACUAUUUCCUAAUAUAUACUUUAUACUGUUGUAUCUGACAAUAAUUUUAUAUUCUGAAAUGUUCAUAAUGUAACAGUUAUUACAAAUAUAUAAAGAACGGACAUUGUGUUUUACAUUAACAACAAGCGUGGCGAAUGUACAAAUAUUUCAAAAUAUACUGUGAUUUUGUUUCUUGAAAUAUGCGCGUUUCUUUAAGCGAAUAAUUAAUUUUGCCCAUUACAAAGGUUUUAAUAUGUUGGAUAAGUCUGGCAUUUAAUGUAAUGUAAAAACAUCAUUUCCUACUAUCGUAUUUUUAGCUCUACUAUCUGAAAAAUAUGAAACACUUUUGUACUCACCCAGGCGCCACACUCUGUUUAAGUUUUUUGAAGUUGGUAUCUCCUAAACUAACAAAAGGGAAAACGGGUUCAAACUUCACUCACUUAUUUGAGAGCAUAAUAGAAGUUCACUGUCAAAGUCCCAUAACUUUAACGUAGAUUUUGACAAAAAUAUGCCCCAUUAUGCUCUUAGAAAAUUCUACAUUAUCCAGGCUCUUAUUUUACUAUCAAGCACUGAUAAAAGUCGAGCACACUGACUUGCUUACCUGAACAAUAAGCUCUUACAUAAAAUGACAUCAUAUAUGACAAUUUUGUUCAUAAUUUGUAAAACUAUUUUCUGCAUAUA
Messenger RNA from Ruditapes philippinarum (Manila clam), 1538 nucleotides. RefSeq lists its product as uncharacterized. NCBI's taxonomy places the organism in Eukaryota, Metazoa, Mollusca, Bivalvia, Venerida, Veneridae. The record is from RefSeq and is a predicted model, not a curated record. The coding region runs from base 253 to 951 and encodes 232 amino acids. The transcript has 6 exons.